This is a messenger RNA of Oncorhynchus keta (chum salmon), 950 nucleotides long. RefSeq names its product acetylserotonin O-methyltransferase. Lineage: Eukaryota; Metazoa; Chordata; Actinopteri; Salmoniformes; Salmonidae. The record is from RefSeq and is a predicted model, not a curated record. Gene Ontology annotation, molecular function: O-methyltransferase activity.
AUUGUGUGUUGUUGGUGAUAUUGUGUGGUGGUGAUAAUGUGUGGUGGUGUUGUUGGCCUGUUGCAGGUUGUUCGGGGGCUCUGGCCAGGGAGCUGUCCAAGGCCUACCCCUCCUCCUCUGUCACUGUGCUGGACCUUCCUACAGUCAUCCAGACAGCCAGACAGCACUUCUCUGAACAGGAUGAUACCUUCGUGUUUCAGGAGGGAGACUUCUUUGGUGGAGACAUCCCUCCAGCUGAUCUGUACAUCUUGGCCAGAAUCCUCCAUGACUGGAAGGAAGAGAAAUGUGUUCAGCUGCUGAAGAAGAUCCAUGCAUGUUGUCAACCAGGUGGUGGGGUUCUGUUAGUGGAGGCUCUACUGUUUGAGAACCGUCGAGCGGUCAUGGCUCAGAUCUUCUCCCUCAACAUGUUGGUCCAGACGGAGGGAAAGGAGCAUCCUCCCUCUCAGUACUCUAACAUGCUCUCCUUCGCUGGUUUCCACAACGUCCAGGUCUGUCGGACAGGGAAAUCCUACGAUGCCAUCCUGGCCAUCAAAUGAACCUGUCAGGCUGUUUAGACCAUGAAAUAUCUAUGGUUUAGACAAUGACAUCUCUAUGGUUCAGACUGGAUAUCUUAGGAAGUAUCUAUCUUGUGUGAAGCCUCCAUAUUAGCAGUCUGUCUGCAUGAACCUCACCCUUCAGAUGCAGCCGACCCGAUAGUCUCCUGGUGACUCUGUUAUUGGCUAGCUAAGAUGACAUCACAGUGUUAUUCUUUUUAUUAUUUUUUUCAGGGUCAUGUCUUCUCCCUCAAAUGCAAAUAUUUUGUUUUUCCGUGCAUAGAGUCUGUAUAUUAUCUGAGAUGUGAUAGUGAUGUUAUUCUCACUUCAAAGACGAGGGAAAAUGUGGGCAUAACUGUAAUGUUCGACCUGUAACCUGUUAGUAAUAUCCUAUUAAAGGAGUUUCCUCAGCAACAA